Molecule: messenger RNA, 2395 nt
Organism: Serinus canaria (Common canary)
Lineage: Eukaryota; Metazoa; Chordata; Aves; Passeriformes; Fringillidae
Gene: TPST1
Product: tyrosylprotein sulfotransferase 1
Exons: 8
Coding region: 608-1756 (382 amino acids)
Biological process (GO): peptidyl-tyrosine sulfation
Cellular component (GO): Golgi apparatus
Molecular function (GO): protein-tyrosine sulfotransferase activity
Source: RefSeq, a predicted model, not a curated record
GCUGAACUCUUCCCUCCAGUGCCAGCUGAGCUGGUUGGAGCAGGCCAGGAGCAAAGGCUCCAAGGAAAACCACAAUAUUUUGGGAGCAGUGAUGAGGCAGGGAGAGUCAGAGGGAGCCUUUGGAUUCAGCAUUUUCUGCUGGGGCCUCAGCAGAGCCCAGGAGUUAAUCAUUCAAAUAUGCUUAUGUGUAACUAAUCUCUGCAGGACAAUGAGCUGAGGAAUUAUUGAAUGCAAUUGAAAUGGGGCAGAGUGGUUGCUAUAAAAAGGGUGUCCUGAGCCAAUGGGAGCCAGCAGGCUCCUAUAAAAGUGGGUGGGGAAGGAAAAGCAGCUGGUGGAAAGAGAUCCCCAAAAUCCCCAAGUGUGUCCUGAGCUGCCUUUGCUUGGGCAGAGAUCCUCCUGAGCUGCUGGAAAUCAGGCUGAGCCCUUCUCCUAGCACUGCUGAUCCCUGUGGGGUAUGUGGGAAGGGCUGGAUCUGCCUGGAAUCACCUGGUGGAGCCUCAGAAGAUGAAAUCCUGCAGUGCUACCUUAAUUUAUUUGGGAUUGGGAUCCCCAUGGCACGUGCACUAGAGGAUACUUUGGAGUAGGAGGUGUUUUGGUCCUUCCCAAGAUGGUGGGGAAGCUGAAGCAGAACCUGCUGCUGGCGUGCCUGGUGAUCAGCUCGGUGACCGUGUUCUACCUGGGCCAGCACGCCAUGGAGUGCCACCACCGCAUGGAGGAGCGCGGGCAGCCCCCGGCGCGGGGGGACGGCGCCAGGGCCACGCCGGGGACAGCCCCUGCUGGCAGUGGCAGUGCCAACAGGAGCCUGCCCUACAGCAAGGACAUGCCCCUGAUCUUCAUCGGGGGCGUCCCCCGCAGCGGCACCACGCUGAUGCGCGCCAUGCUGGACGCGCACCCCGACAUCCGCUGCGGGGAGGAGACCAGGGUGAUCCCCAGGAUCCUGGCUGUCAAACAGAUGUGGGCCAGGUCCAGCAAGGAGAAAAUCCGCCUGGACGAGGCCGGGGUGACGGAUGAGGUGCUGGAUUCGGCCAUGCAGGCCUUCCUGCUGGAGAUCAUCGUCAAGCACGGCGAGCCCGCUCCCUACCUGUGUAACAAGGAUCCCUUCGCUCUAAAAUCCUUGACUUACCUGGCCAGGAUCUUCCCCAACGCCAAAUUCCUGCUGAUGGUGAGGGACGGCCGUGCCUCCGUGCACUCCAUGAUCUCCAGGAAGGUCACCAUAGCUGGCUUUGACCUGAACAGCUACAGGGACUGCCUGACCAAGUGGAACCGGGCCAUCGAGACCAUGUACAACCAGUGCAUGGAGGUGGGCUUCCAGAGGUGCAUGCUGGUGCACUAUGAACAGCUGGUGCUGCACCCCGAGAGGUGGAUGAGGACUCUCCUCAAGUUCCUGCACAUCCCCUGGAACCAGGCAGUGCUGCACCACGAGGAGAUGAUUGGAAAAGCAGGGGGGGUUUCUCUUUCCAAGGUUGAAAGAUCCACUGACCAAGUGAUCAAGCCAGUGAAUGUGGAAGCCCUGUCCAAGUGGGUGGGGAAGAUCCCAGCUGAUGUCCUGCAGGACAUGCCGGUGAUUGCCCCCAUGCUGGCCAAACUGGGCUAUGACCCCUAUGCCAACCCCCCCAAUUAUGGGAAGCCAGAUCAGAAAGUGGUGGAAAACACGAGGAGGGUCUAUAAAGGUGAAUUUCAGCUUCCUGACUUCCUCAAAGAAGUGCCACAGCCAAAGAAGACAGUAGAAAGGAAGUCUCGUGGCAAGAUAAAAUGAACGUGGAGCAGUAAAGUGGCAUAGCUGGAGAUAGGGAGGUUCCUGCUAAACUCCAGGAGACUGAACCUAUGGAAUAGAAGAUAAAGUGGACAUUUCUUGCACAGAAGAAGAUCAGCUGCUGCCUUUUCCAUGGGAAUGAUCCUUCAGGCCUGUCCCCCUGGCAUCAGAGGUGUGCUGCUCAUGGCCUGCUCUCUUCAGAAUGUUCUCCUCUUUCUUUCAUCUGUUUUUGUUCCAAAUUUUGCUGUUGUGAGCGCAUGUAAACCUGUUAAAAAACAACAAAAAAAAUCACUGAUGUUAAUGUAGAACUGCAUUACAUUCGCACAACUAUUUUUUUUAAGGUUUUGAAAAAUGCAAAAGCAAUGACUGUCUCUGAAAUUGCUCCUCUGUUUUAAUUAGAGGGCUUCUCUUCAAAUUUUUUUGUUUCCUGUAGCGGUUUGGUUUUAAAUGUACAAAGCUUUCAAGAGUGGUCUGUGCUUGUCCUGAAAGAUUCUUGGUGGAAAAGUUGUUUGUUUUAUUCAUAUGUGAAAAAUGUUAAAUAUCUUUUAUUUAAAAAGAAAAAAAAGUUGAUAAAUUACAUGUACAAUUACAAUUCAAUGAUCUUUUGUAUUUUAUUUUUCAAAAUAAAUGCUUUAAAUGUGA